Messenger RNA from Benincasa hispida (wax gourd), 471 nucleotides. RefSeq lists its product as uncharacterized. The record is from RefSeq and is a predicted model, not a curated record. NCBI's taxonomy places the organism in Eukaryota, Viridiplantae, Streptophyta, Magnoliopsida, Cucurbitales, Cucurbitaceae.
AUGUCUCCUUAUGCCUUAGUAUUUGGAAAAACUUGCCACUCACUAUUAGAAUUGGACCACAAGGCAUUUUGGGCAGUGAAAAAGUUGAAUUUAGAUCUGGAAGUCACGGGAGAAAAUCAAAAGCUGCAACUCAACAAAUUAGAUGAGUGGCGGCUUAAUGCAUAUGAGAACAUGAAGAUUUACAAAGAAAAGACCAAGCGUUGGCAUGACCAACCCAUCGAUAAGAAAGAGUUUUUAAUUGGUCGAAAGGUCUUGUUAUUCAACUCACGUUUGCGACUGUUUCCAGGAAAGCUUAAAUCUAGGUGGUCCGGGCUAUUUGUUAUCAAAGCAAUCUUUCCUCAUGAAGCCGUGGAACUCACUCGAGAGGAUGGCACUAAUGCCUUCAAAGUAAAUGGACAGAGGGUUAAGCCAUACAUCGAAGGGAAUAUGGAACGCUGUAAGACAUUCAUCGAGUUACAUGAGCCAGCCUGA